Messenger RNA from Anthonomus grandis grandis, 8830 nucleotides. Its product is annotated as furin-like protease 1. Gene Ontology annotation, cellular component: Golgi membrane; trans-Golgi network. Gene Ontology annotation, biological process: peptide hormone processing. Bases 465 to 3350 code for a protein of 961 amino acids. The record is from RefSeq and is a predicted model, not a curated record. Gene Ontology annotation, molecular function: serine-type endopeptidase activity. The transcript has 11 exons. NCBI's taxonomy places the organism in Eukaryota, Metazoa, Arthropoda, Insecta, Coleoptera, Curculionidae.
UACUGUAUUUGUGUUCUGUGGGUAUUGUUGAAUUGGUUCACUUGAAUUUAUGAUUCAGGACUAAAUAGGAUUCAAUAUUCAGUUUAGCUAAAUAUUAUGUUCUGUGUAGUUGGGUAUGUUAUGGGAUGGGUAGAUUAGUAUUUGAACUCAAGUCCUUGUUUUAUUUGACCUUAAACUCAUGUGAUUUUAUACCACAUACGUCUUCCUCAUCAGUUUUGUUGGAUGUUAAGUGCUAAAAACUCACAAUGACUUCUAGGAUUUCUUGUCGAUGGCUGAAGAUAUGCCCUUUAACGAGAACGAACUGAUUAAAUUUGUUAGUUUAAAACGAACUUAUCUAAACGUAACAAGAAACUAAAUUUAGGAAACUAAGACUGAUCUACUUUCAACAUUGGAAACAUACUUUGGAAACAUUGUUACCACUACACAUCUGUAGUAUGAAGAAAUAACCAGAGGGAUUGAAGACGAUGAAAUAUUAUUUUUAUUUUGUUUGUGUGGCCUUUACUAUCAUUGCCUAUUACUUAACAUCCACGAACGCGCAUUACACUCACCAAUGGGCUGUGCACAUAUCAGGUGGUGCUCAGGUUGCUAACGAAGUAGCUCGAGACCAUGGAUUUAUUAAUCAUGGACUGAUAUUCGAAAAUCACUAUUUUUUUACGCACAACGGCAUUUCUAAACGAUCAGUAAAUCCAAAUAUGGAAAAAAGAGUAAAGUUAGCUGCCGACACCCGAGUUCAAUGGGCAUCUCAGCAAAAAGCGAAAAGGCGUGUUAAGAGGGAUCUACAACUAGAAGAUUCUGAUCCUUGGUGGGAAAACAUGUGGUAUCUGAACAGAGGAAGCGGCUUAGAUAUGAAUGUGAUACCAGCUUGGAUGGAUGGUAUUACCGGAAAAGGAGCUGUCGUUACUAUACUUGAUGAUGGUUUAGAGAAGGACCAUCCAGAUUUGGUUAAAAACUACGAUCCCAUGGCCUCGUACGAUGUUAAUAACCAUGAUUCGGAUCCAAGUCCUCGAUAUGAUAUGAUAGAUUCGAAUAGACAUGGUACUCGUUGUGCAGGUGAAGUUGCAGCUACUAGCAAUAACAGUAUAUGUGCGCUUGGAGUUGCACAUGGUGCUCAAGUCGGAGGCGUUCGCAUGCUGGAUGGCGAUGUCACCGAUGUCGUAGAGGCUAGAAGCCUUAGUUUAAAUCCGCAACAUAUUGACAUUUACAGCGCUUCUUGGGGACCCGAUGAUGAUGGUAAAACCGUCGAUGGGCCUGGCGAGUUGGCCACUAGAGCUUUUAUAGAAGGAAUCAUGAAGGGCAGAAAUGGUAAGGGUUCAAUAUUUGUCUGGGCCUCAGGGAAUGGUGGAAGAGAUCAUGAUAAUUGUAACUGCGAUGGCUAUACUAAUUCUAUCUACAGUUUAUCAAUAUCAAGCGCAACAGAACAUGGUAAUGUGCCUUGGUACAGUGAAGCUUGUAGUUCUACUUUAGCGACAACCUAUAGUAGUGGUGCUGCUAAUGAACGUCAAGUUGUAACAACAGAUCUACGGCACUCGUGUACAAAAAGUCAUACAGGGACAAGUGCCAGUGCUCCUCUAGCUGCUGGAAUUUGUGCACUAGCUCUUGAAGCUAAUCCAAAUUUAACGUGGAGGGAUAUGCAGCAUAUCGUAGUAAGGACUGCACGACCUCAGCAUCUAACAUCCGUUGACUGGCAGGUAAAUGGUGUAGGAAGGAACGUGUCUCAUAGCUUUGGAUAUGGUUUAAUGGAUGCUUAUGCAAUGGUGAACCUUGCAAAAAAUUGGAUAACUGUUCCCGAGCAACACAAAUGCGAGAUAUCUGCACCAGAUGCUAUCAAGUCAAUUCCAGCAAAAAGUGUGGUAGUUCUUACACUAGCCGUGACGGAAUGCGAAGGAGUGGAAAUUUUGGAACAUGUUCAGGCCAAGUUAACGAUAUAUGCCCAGAGACGCGGUGACUUAAAUAUUCAACUUACCUCGCCCAUGGGUACGAGGGUAACUCUACUGGCACAUCGAGCCCACGACAAUUCCAGAGCUGGAUUUAAUUAUUGGCCUUUUAUGUCUGUUCAUUCGUGGGGCGAGUAUCCCAAUGGCACUUGGCAAUUGGAAAUACAUAAUGAUGGCAGACUAAUGGGAAGAGCAACACUGCAGAAAUGGUCAAUGAUAUUGUACGGGUCCAAAAAGUUCAUGCCAAUAGAUGUUAUGGGAAAAAAUAAAAACAAGAAUCGUGGCUUUAGAAAAUCAAAGUCUAAACAAAAAGCUAAAAAUCAAAGACUUUUAAAUUCCAAUAAAAAGUCCUCUAAAAAUUCUCUAAACAUUAAUUCAAAAAGAACGGAAACAACCAAUUUUGCAAAUGUCUUAGAAAGAAAUAGUAACGAUUCUAAUAGUUACUUAAAAUCUAGACCGCAUAAUUCAUUUAAUCAACUUAAUUUUACAACAUCGAAUUUCUCUCCUUAUUUUUAUGCAAUAUCUAAUACAAAAAAGUUUGAUCAAGAGAGUAUGGUAAAACACUAUCUUAAAUUUGUUAAAAAUGUAACUAUAACUUAUCCAAUAAUGAUUCCAACAAGAGAAGACAGCGAAAAGAAAGGCUUCAAAAAACUACAAAAAAUGAAGGAAAAAAGCCGUGACAUUAACUUCAAUCGCAAAAGUUUUAUACCAAAAGCCAGCGAAAAGCCUUCCAAGGCUGAAAUUAAGCAAUGGGAUCUAACGCUGUACGGAACCGCGACUGCGCCUGGUUUCGAUCUUAAAUAUCAAGUAGGAUCGAAAGACGCUACCUCAAAAAUGUAUAGCCAAGAUGUAGACAACUCUAUAAAGAACUCUAAUACUUGGAAAUAUGGGGCAGAGAAUCGCAAAGAUACGUUGGAAGUUGAAGAAAAACUCAAGGGCACAGCAUCAUCAUCCUGCAAAACCCCUAAUGCCAAUUUCUGUUUAGAGUGCUCUUCAGACUAUUUGCUUCAUAAUGGAACCUGCGUCAAAGAAUGUCCGGCUGGUUUUUAUGAUAAUAGAGAAAUUGCAAAUUCAAAGGAUACAAAUUACCGAAGGAGCGGCAAAUGCUUACAGUGCCAUUAUACUUGUAAGUCGUGUUUAGGCCCAUUGGAUUACCAAUGUACAAUGUGUUUUAGUGACGCCGUGAUCUAUAUUGUCUCAAAGUCGCAGACAUAUUGUUACACUUCACAUAUUAUAUCAGAAGUAUUGUCAGAAAAAUGGUAUUAUCGGGUGAUAUUUGUCCUGCCAAUUGGAUUUUUUGUUUGUUUAGUUUUAUUUAUAUUUUAUAGAAAAAAGUAUCUAGGAUAUAAGAGACUUAAUAGUACCGAACUAGAAGAUACAGACAAUUUAGGAGCUCAUUAUACUGAUUUCAAAUAAUAUCAUUAACAACAAUAAUUUCAAAUCUGCUUAUUUAUUUUUGAUCAUAAAAGCUAUAACCAACUAGAAUUUAAUAGGUACACAGUGCUUACAUAAUGGGUCUUUUUCCAAAAGUCUUAAGUAUAUUUUAAACUUAAACGUAAAGUAUUUUAAUGCAGUUUCAUAGUUUCUAGUUUUUAUCAACUUUUUAAAACGCCAACUUAAACAUGUUGUCUACGUCAACAUUAACAUUCCAACAUACCAGUUUAUACAUUUACUAGCUGGAGUAAGAAUUCAUGAGAUGUGAAAGUAUAAGAAAAUAAAGAGGGGUUCUUAAAAAUUAUCAACGCGCUUGUAGAUACGUCAAUCAAACCCUGAAUCGCACUCAUCAACAGCAAAGUGGCAAUGUCAAGACCAAUGUCAUUUUGAUGUGAUGCCAGAAAACUGACAAACCGACGUGGUGACGGGGUUUGUGGUAAUGUAACCCGUUGAUAAUGCGGCAGGAUGAAAUUAUAAGAGUUUUGACACAAUCUCUGUAUGUACUUUAGGAGUAAACUUACUUUAAGAGAAAAUUAAGUUUUUAUUAUAGAAAGCAUUCUUAUUUUUAUCCAUAUAUUUAUUUUGGUCAAAGAAUCUAAACAUUUUUUUUUUCAGAAAUGUGCAUAAGAGAUCUUCAAUUCUUUCUAAAAAGGACCCAUUUUAAACAGAAAAUAUAGUUUAAGUGUCUUGAUUUAAACUGCUUUUCAUCACAGUAAUGUGCUAAUUUUUUCAUGUCAUGUCUUGGCUGUAGAGUUUGGUAUAAAAUAUCCUUAAAGUGACGCUAUAAGUAAAACUCGAAAUAAGCCAAAGAAUUACCUGCCAAGCUAAUAGGGUUCUCCUUCCUAUCUAAGGCUCUUAAAAGUACUAUGGAAAGAUACAUUUUAUCUAUAUUUUCCAAUUACAGGAAUAUGAUUUGCAUAAGAUCUUCCCAAUGCAAAAUCUUUUUAUACACUAGCAAUAUAUUUAUUGGAAAUUCUAAGGCAAGAUUUACUUCCCCAUAUUUACUGGCUGCAUGAUAAACGUACAUAUUGAUGGUUAACAAAAUCUUUAAUAUUGUUAAUUACGACAUUGUCUCCCAUACAUAAAGCCAAACGAUUUGUGACCCUAAUAUCUUAAAAUAUAUAAAUUUUCAUUUCUUGUUAUUCCACGCCCAAAAUCUUAGUUCUCUUGACUCUUACCUCGCUUAUUUACCGGUCGGUUCUUUUUUGCGAGUAUAUUUACUAUUUCAUGGGUUUUUAACAAUCCUGUUUAAUGAAUUUAAAAGGUUUACCAACUUUUUAAAGCAAGCAAAUAAAUGCACGUUCAAGAAACGUACAAAAACGGACACACACAGAUUAUUUUUAACUUGCUUUUUAAUACAUUAUAUCUUAUGUAUCUUAUACACCGGGCGUUGUAAUAUUUUACUACAUUAUUAUCGUAAAUUUAUUUGAAACUUUUAGAUUAUUGGUAUAUAUAUUUUAUCUUUUAGUUUUAUUAACUCAUCAAUUUACUAUGUUCUAAUUUUAAGAUAUACGUACCGAGCAAAAGUAGAGAAACAUUGUUUGCAAAGUUGUUAACAAAAAAUUUUUAGUUUAUUAAAAUUAAAUACAAAUUAUUCUUGUUUUAACGCUGUAUUAAAUCUAGUAAUUAAAAUUUAACAUGAAAAAAACUGUAAGUGGUGUAGAUCCAUUCGGUAAACUAAUAAUCGAAAAACGCAAAAAUAGAGAAACAUUUAUAUAAAUCAAAUGAAAAAUAAACACAUUAGUGCUUUGUUGCAUAUCCCUUUUUUUAAUAACUUCUAGGCAGCUUCAACUUAAGGUACUCAGCUAUUUUUUAAAUUUCUAUUUACUAAAUCCUACAGGUUCGUUUGGCUCCCACGUUUGCCCUUCUAUGCUUGAAUGCUAUGAUUGUGCCCAAAGUGAUCUUAUUAUCACAACUUUGAUUUUUACUACAUCUGACCAAUAAUAUCCUAAGAAAAUAAAUUUAAUUUAUAUUAAUCGGAAAGUAAAACUGUAUUCAAUUUUGAUUCUAACCAGUAUUAAUCUGUAUAUGCGAAGUGAAGUCGAGCGGUUCAAUUUUUCUUUGAAAUGAAAGGUUAUAUCGAUGGUUUUCUUGCAGGUAACCCACUUUUCCUUAAACGCCUAAGGAACAGUCUUGGAAAGAAUCCACCAAUUUAGCUUCUUGGUUAAUGUUGCUGAUUUAAACCUGAAUGAUAUUUUCAUACAAUCAACUGUUUUACAUAUAACUGCAAAGUCAUGCCUCAGGGCAUAUUUACAUACUAUGCUUUAACAGACUGAAUAACUUUAUUUAGUACACUAUAUAAGUAUGCUCAGAAAAUAAAGAUUACCAAAUAUCUUUUAGCGGACCAAAAUUUUUAUUGCAUUUUUGCGUUUACAGAAAAAAAUUAGAAUCCAUAUGAAAUUAUAAGUUUUUAUUGACACUAUAAAUGCAAGCAUAUCUUAUUCUCACAACUAAAUUUGUUUAGAGCUCGAUGCUCUUAUAUUCAACUUUAUGUUUCUUAAUGCUCAUUAGGGUGAAGCAUUACAAUAUGUGAAAUUACAAUUUUCCGAAAACUGUAAUAGUACGGAUAAGAUGCGUUUAUAAAAUGUAGGAAUGCUUAAAUUUCUACAGCUAGUACCUCCGCAUUCAGACUAAAAUUGUGCCAAUUAAUUAAACAGCUAAAUGUAACAUAAUAUUAAUUGGUUUUGGGAGGUUGGAAAUAAGUAAAAGCACAACUUAAAGCCUUUUAUUUUCGUUUAAAAUAAAAAUUACAAAUUAAUAGGUUGUAUUAUUAAAAAUCUUUCCUGGUCUCAAAUUUAGGCAUUAUUUUUCGACUUUAAUUUUACUUGGAUGAUGCCUACUCUUGCCUUUUUGGUACAUAACUGUAUUGCGACUUUCGUUCUAAUUGGACAGUGCGUUCCAUAGAUUGCGUACGAUAUGGAAGGAGGAAAAAAAAUAGCUCACCUUUUGCGUCAGAUUGCACGAAAGCUAGAAUAUCCUUGUCAGUAAUGUUUUUCAUAAGCGCGGUGCAGUUAUUAUAUUUUGCCAGUUAAUGAGAUCAAUGUGGGAUGAAGCAUCUGCAUUUAUUGUAUGUACUUUAAACACUUUUAAAGUGGAAGACUCUAGUAGCAAUUUACAUUCUUUUAAUAUUCAUUGAGCAGAUAGUCUCGCACAUUCUUUCGUUUAUCGGUUAUUAUUUCCAGAAGACGAGAUCUGGAUGAGCAAAGUAACUGUUGCGUUUGAUAAUAACAUUUUUGAGAUUUUGUGGCAGGUAUCUAGAGGUCAAAAUAAUGUUAAACAGAUUAUGUGCUUUAUUCUUGCAAGAUCGAUGACUUUUAAUGCCAAACCAAGUAGGAGCACAAACCUUCACUACAAAUAUGGCUAGUGUAAUUAACUGUUCUGAAGAUAAUUCUAUUGACACUUACCAACGUAAGAUACGAUUGGCAUGAGUAAGCCACCUUGCGUGCGACAUUUUGUGUAUCAAAUUAUCAGGAAAACCUCUUAUCACAGCAGCUGAUAUUAUUCUGUUCAAAUAUAUUUGAUCAGAACUUAAAUCUUUCACAGCGGUUAUUUCUGGCAAAUCAGUUGAUAGUGCAGCUCUAAUUACACCUAUGUAGAAUUUUGGUCCAGUUACAGGUGAAUAAAUAAACGUAAAAGCAGUUCUUUCUUAUAAAGUAACCUAAUCUUUCCGCCCUUUAAGAAAUUGUCUAAUAUGGCUCUUUCUAUUUAUUGCCUUCGCUGAUCCUUUGUAGGGUACAACAUAACCCAUGUAAAUAGAUCCAGGCUCUUGAAAUGUGUAUGAGUAGACUAAUGAAAUGUGUUCCUCUAAAACUUUUUCUCUGUAACUCUUAACCUUUUAAUAGAUUUUAAAAUAUGUUUGCAUUUUAAAUGAUAUGCCUUUAAAGUUUGUAUAACUCUAGUAUGACAGAGACCACUUACAGUUGUGAUGGAAGCAGUCUGCCAGGUUUAUUCUAUUUUGAAUGAUAAUGUCUUAGCUAUUUCUGAAAAACCGGAGCUCUUUGCGGGUUUUCAUUUGUGAUUUUUGUUCUUCUUCAUUCAUAACACUAUCACUUUUUCAUAUUUCCUUUUAAAUCAAAAACAUCACCAAAUAACACCGAUUUCAAUACACUCCUAGUUUUAUCCAUAUUUCUAAAAGCAAAUAAUACGCGACUAUUCGAUGAAGGUAAACGUGAAACUAUUAAGUCCUCGCACGCGCGUUAAUUUUCUGAUCCAGCUAAAAAUUUAAAAAAAUAUCAGCUUUACAUUUAAAUAUUUUAUUUUAAUGUCAAUUCCAUACAUAUUGAUUUGAAAGAUAAUUGAUAAAGAAUAUCACGUCUAAACAAAACGGCAAUCAACUGAGUUAUACUGAUGCAUUUAAUUAAUAAAAAAGUUACUUGUGGGUUGAAAUAAAAACAACAUAUUUUGGACAUUUACAUUAAUGAUGUAUUUAUUUCUUCAUGGCAAUCCCGUUUUCCUAGUAAAUCUUCCAUAUCUUACAACUGACAUGAUUUUUAAUGCGAAUACAAUAUACCAUAUACAAUAUGCCUUUAAUAUUUUAUUUCUGACAAUAGUUGAGUUAGAUUAAACUUUAAAAUAAAUGAAUUUAUUAUAAUAAUAUUAUUAAUAAAUGAAAAGCCAAAUAAUAAUAUAACAGCACUAAAACAAUAAAUGAUUAUAUUUAGUUUCUGGAAUACUAUAGUAACUUAUAAAAAUACAAUUUAAUACAUAGACAUAUUUAAGAUAUAUACAGAAUGACUAUGUUCAGUAACUUUAACCCUAUUUUUAUGUUAAUCUGGAACUCAAUGUUAGAACUCAUUAAUCUCUACUUUCGUUCGGUAUUAUAUAUUACUAGCUGUACAUACUUUAUGUGUUAAGAAAUCUGUAAUAGGGUUACAUGAUAUUAGUGCUAUAGAUAUUCUUUAUAAGCAAUUUUUUUAACGUAUACGUUUGAAGUUGGUCGGUUAUACAGAGUCUUUAUGUUUUAUGUUAAUAUCUGAAUAUGUUAUUAGUUUAUAUUUUGCUUAAAUAAAAUAUAGUUUCAUUUACAUUUAUUUUGAGUUUAUUCUUCAACUUAUUUCAUUAACAAAUUCAUUCUUCAAAUGUUUAAAUCGUUAUUUGCCGUUUCUAUUGGUGUUUUUUUUUUUCACUUUAGAGAAGCACUGUGAUAUCUGAAAUCGUGUAAUAUGCGCAUAAGCCCACUAUGCCGCAUAAAUGAAAUUAUGUAGAAGCCUCCAAAACUAAUACUAAUCUUACUAUGUCACAUUUAGUAGAAUCUAUAUACACUAUUUUCUAAAUAUAAAAUAAAUCAUGUAUGCAUAAUUCUAACACUAUUGUGAUUAGAUAUUUAAACUUUUACAAGUUAAAAUUCAAAGAAAGGUAUUGUUUUUGUUACCUAUGAUCGCUCUUGACGAAUGGGCUUAUAGGAUUGGGACAGGGUAAUCAUGUGCCAAAUAAGCAUAGACAAUGAAGGUGGUUUUUAUUUU